Molecule: messenger RNA, 306 nt
Organism: Microthlaspi erraticum
Lineage: Eukaryota; Viridiplantae; Streptophyta; Magnoliopsida; Brassicales; Brassicaceae
Source: the annotation of a GenBank genome assembly
AUGGCCGACACUUUUCUCUUCAAUCUUCUUCAUCAAUCUUCUUCUUCAACCUCCUUCACUCAUCUGUUCCUCUCUUCUUCUAUGUCAUCUCGCCCCUAUCUUCGCCGUCUCGCGCUCGUUGUUAUACUGAUCUGUCCCUCUCUUCUUCUCCGCCCUCUCUCCCUUAUCUCCGCCGUCUCGCCCCUAUCUCCGCUGUCUCGCGAGGCUCGGAUCUCGUCGUCUAGACUCAUCCGUUCCUCUCUUCUUCUCCGCCUCUCUCUCCCUUAUCUCCGCCGUCUCACGCGGCUCAGAUCUGGCAGAAUAUAG